AUGGUCACUGCUCUCUGGAUUCCCCAAUGCAACGCAGCUAAACCCGAUCUUUUCUGGUGGAGGAUGGAGUCUCGUCGUGGACUCCAUCUCCUCCAGAAUUGGCUCUGUGCCAUUUCACUCUCCGUACUUUUAUUAAUAUCCUUGGUUCCCCCCGCCUCUUCUCCAGUCCCACGUUUUUCUCUCCCUACACGGUUGCAUCCUUUGUUCUUGGUUGCUUGGAGUUUCUUGUCGUGUUCCCUUUUGAUCCCUCCAGUGACAAUGGAUUCCUGCCCUCCGUUCACGGAAUUCCCCCACAUGAUACCCAUGUCGGGCGCCUCAUCCCAGCCUUACGACGUCUCCGAUGCUUCUCUGUCAGCCAAAGAUCACUUGGCGACGCGAGCCUCACACUUCCAAUUCCACUUGGCCUCUCCUUUUGACCAGCCCAAGGCCCACGAUACAUCAGCCACGCAACCUUGGUGGAUGGACGAGGAUCCAUCCCUCAACGUCAACUAUAUCGCCCCCGAGUUCCCAGUGUCCGCGGACCGCUUCUCUCCAUGGAACAGUGAAAUCUCCACGAUCUCAGAUCCGCAAAGUCCGCGAAGUAGUAAUGCCGGGAGCCUACCGGGCAUGCACUGUAUCGCAUCCCCUCAUUAUUACCAUGACGAGCUUGCCUUGACGACCACCACCGACGAGCAGGCUGGUUAUCCUGCCCCCGACGCUCUCGUCGACAUGCACCACCCCUCUUUCCGCUCCGAACCGGUCGUCUUCGAGGUCCAGCCCAAUCAUCGCUCAUCCUUUGACACUGACUUGGACCCCUGGUCCAGAAGCCCGUCAGACCGAAAUAGGACGCCUGAACAACAGUGGCCAUCUCCACUGCCAGUCGAGUCCACCACUUUCCCUCCACAUCAAAAGCGGGCCAAAGCCCGUCCGGCUCCGAAACCUCGCGUGCGCAAGCCGGCUGAAACCCGAUCAACUUCUACAAAAGCUCGCAACGGCCGCCGUCGCGCUGGAAGCAGCACUCAUCACGGCGAUAAUGGGGUGCCCCGAACGUUUAUCUGCAGUUUUGCACCUUACGGAUGCCAAAGCACCUUCGUCUCCAAGAACGAAUGGAAACGGCACGUCACUUCCCAACACCUCCAGCUAGGCUUCUAUCGCUGCGACGUCGGCAAAUGCAACGUCCAAACCCGCAUCACCCCAUCCAAGUCCCGCCGGUCCCGCACCUCCAGUCCACCCCCGGGCCAACCCAAUGACUUCAACCGCAAAGACCUCUUUACCCAGCACCAUCGACGCAUGCACGCACCCUGGCUUCAAGCAGGUCGCCGUCGCACCCCGACCGAUGCCGAGCAUGCCGCGUUCGAGAAUGGCCUGGACGAAGUCCGCCGACGGUGCUGGUACGGUCUCCGCACGCUGCCGCAGCAAAGCCACUGCGGCUUCUGCCUAGAGGUCUUUUCUGGGGAGGGAAGUUGGGAUGUGCGAAUGGAGCAUGUCGGGCGCCAUUUUGAGCGGGAGGACCGACCGACGCUCGGGCAGGAGGAGGAGGAUUUGGCAUUGCGGGAAUGGGGGCUUCGAGAGGGGAUUUUGAGGCUUGUGGACGGAGGACGUUGCCGAUUAGCGUCACUCACUGGGGAAUGA
This is a messenger RNA of Penicillium brasilianum, 1611 nucleotides long. NCBI's taxonomy places the organism in Eukaryota, Fungi, Ascomycota, Eurotiomycetes, Eurotiales, Aspergillaceae. The record is from the annotation of a GenBank genome assembly.